GAUGCUGCUUAUGACAAACCCGAGCAAGGUGCAAACCAACACAGCUACUACUCCGAUGUCAAUCCCCAGCAUGCCGGGACGGUGGAUAACCACAAGCCCCGCUCCUCGAACCCCAAGGUGCAGUACAGCGCCCAGCCCCAGAUGUACGACGGCGCCUCUCGGAAGCUUUUGGCUGGGAACCGGGAGGCCGGCUUCAAACCGGGUGACCGGCCUUCGACAAAUUCUGCAGCCGUCCAGCCAGAGAUUCAGAGGAUCCUCCACGUUAUGGGGGAGGCAGAGGAGCUGGAGCGAGAGGUGGAUGAGUUUGUAGGAAAAAAGACAGAUAAAUCCUACCGGCUUCUGGAGGAGAUGUUGACCAAGCUGCUGUUGGAACUGGAUUCCAUCGAGACUGGUGGCCAGGACAGUGUUCGGCAGGCCAGGAAAGAGUCCGUCCACAGAAUUCAGGCCAUACUGGAAGAACUGGAAAGAAAAGGAUUGUGA
Apaloderma vittatum (bar-tailed trogon) is the source of this 480-nucleotide messenger RNA. It is a transcript of the gene BAG4, whose product is annotated as BCL2-associated athanogene 4. The record is from RefSeq and is a predicted model, not a curated record. The transcript has a single exon. Gene Ontology annotation, molecular function: protein-folding chaperone binding; adenyl-nucleotide exchange factor activity. NCBI's taxonomy places the organism in Eukaryota, Metazoa, Chordata, Aves, Trogoniformes, Trogonidae. Gene Ontology annotation, cellular component: nucleus; cytosol; membrane. Gene Ontology annotation, biological process: protein stabilization. The annotation marks the transcript as partial.